GAAUGGAGAUGUUGAGGAUCACUGAAGCUCUUCUCCUGAUGUUAGCAGCUCUUCUCCAGGUGAGAUUGAGUUUCAGAGUUAAUAUCACAGAUAUGAAUAUUCAUGAUGUGCUCAUUCUGCUCAUCAUUUCUGCAGGAUCACACCAGCGCCGCUGCAGAAGCACAGGAUUAUCCUCUGGAUAUGGCGCUGAAUUCAGUGGAUGAUCAAUUCUCCAUCUGCAGAGCCAAAAUGUCACGUCUGGUGGAGAAAACCUAUCUGAAAGAGGAAAGAUUGAACUCAAAUAGAUUUAAUGAGCUUUGGCAAGAAGGUGAACAGAAAGCGGUGCAGAAUAUUUCCACAAUGUUUGAUAAGAAUCAUUCGAUUGCCAUCUAUGUUUAUACGUACGCUAGUGAGGAUAUUAAUAAGGUUGUAUAUCCUCAAUUCAAUGAAGACACUCGUAAUGGCAAACAGAACUACAUAGACAAGAGAUACAGAUGGUAUUCACUUUACUUUCUGUUGACUGAUGCCGUUCAGAUUCUGAGGAAGGAGCAAAAAAACAAGUGCUAUGACACUUUCCGAGGUACAAAUUUGACAUUUAAUCUCCACAAGUCUAAGAAAAUUCGCUUUGGCUCGUUUACAUCCACGUCUCUCAACAAUUUUGAAGCAAAAAAGUUUGGCAAAGUUUCUUGCUUUAAUAUCCACACUUGUGAGGGUGCUAAUGUGGCUAAAUAUUCGCAAAUUCCUCAUGAACAAGAGGUGCUGAUUCCUCCAUAUGAGAAGUUUAGAGUGGCCGCUGUCUUAAAUAAAAAAGAUGGUUGUAAAACUGUGUACAAACUGAAGCGCUCUGGGAAAAGAAGUGAUCUGGACUGUGCUCUGUUCAAGAAAAAUACACUCUUUCCCCAAACUCUUGACCAAGCUGACAGGGGUUCGCAGAUCAUUCUGUAACAAACAUAAUAGUAUUGAAUAAUGCAUUUGGAAGAUACUUGUAAGGU
Danio rerio (zebrafish) is the source of this 971-nucleotide messenger RNA. The record is from RefSeq and is a predicted model, not a curated record. Lineage: Eukaryota; Metazoa; Chordata; Actinopteri; Cypriniformes; Danionidae.